Messenger RNA from Spirodela intermedia, 392 nucleotides. The record is from the annotation of a GenBank genome assembly. NCBI's taxonomy places the organism in Eukaryota, Viridiplantae, Streptophyta, Magnoliopsida, Alismatales, Araceae.
AUGGAUCUUCAUCGCCCCUUUCUCGAUGUCAAUAUGGUACCCGGCCUCAUCGAGUUGGCCGACGCUGACGAUGUUCGUCGUCAGUUGGGGAAUGUAAUACACCCCCGCGAAGGACCGGUGCUCGCCGUUCUUGCACUGGAACGCAAUUGCCCCCCAGCCUUCGAUCCACGCCAUCGAGUCAUCGCCGAACCGCAUCGUCCCAAGUACCUCCGUGUCUAGCUCGGUGAAAGCCGUACGGUAACCCGACAUGUGGUUCAUGGCGCCUGUGUCCACGACCCACGCCUCCUCAUCAUGCAGCUCCUCCUCUUCAAGGUGGGAGAACACCUCUUCCCGCAGAUGGAUCUGGGUCUGGGCGCCUGGCUUUUUCUCUUCUUUGGCAGCCCCUCCAUUGA